AACUAAAAAUGGCUGCGCCCUUCAGACCAUGUUCACAUCUUGGAGGAAAUCUGCGCGCCAGAUUCUUACCAGCAUUAACGCAAUUUUAUUCACACCGUAAACAACCUGCUCGGUUAGAUGAAAUUUCGAGGAAAAAAUCAUCUGAUAAAUCAUUUCAGUCGCCAAUGAUUUCUACUUUCCUUUUCCCCGGACUCACAACUUUCACUUUAUCUCCGAAUGAUCUCCAGAAGACUAAUUUUUCAACAAAAGCAAACAGGACAUGUUGGAAGUGUGGGAAUGAUGUUGAUACAAAGGACGAAGUUUUCUUUUGUAAAUGUGGUGUGGUGCAGGAGGUGAAAGGGUUGGAUUUCUUCGAACUUAUGGGAUUUCCUGAAUCCUUUGAUAUUGAUACCAAAGCAUUAGCCCAAAGAUAUCGAGAUUUACAGACACUACUUCACCCAGACAAGUACAGCCUGAAAACUGAGAGAGAGAAACAGAUCGCGGAGGAACAGUCGUCUUAUGUCAACAAAGCUUACUUCACCCUCCUGAGGCCCCUUCCCCGAGCUCAGUACCUCCUCGAGAGGCGGGGAGAUCCGAUAGAGGAGGAAAACACGGGUGUUGACCAAGAGUUCCUGAUGGAGAUCAUGGAGAUUAACGAGGAAAUCAUGGACGCUGACACUCCGGACUCUCUUCAGCCAAUUCAAAUGUCGAAUGAUACGAACACAAAGAACUGUGUGUCAGAAAUAUCUAAAGCUUUCAGCAGUGAUAACAUCGACAGAGCUAAGGAGUGGACUAUUAAACUGAAGUAUUUUGCAAACAUUAAUGAUAAAAUAAUAGGUAUUCAUCAGAAACACUUUGGUGCUCAUUAGUUCGUGUACUGAUUCAGUAUUAGUCAGAACAGGUUUUUUUUUAAUUUUUCAAGGGAAUAUAAAAAUUCUUUUAAAGAACAAACAAGGGUACAAUUGUCGAACUGAUAGACAAAUAUUCCUCAUGUAAUGUGUGGUUAGGAUAUAAAGCUGAACCAAUAUUU
Messenger RNA from Ostrea edulis (European flat oyster), 1009 nucleotides. RefSeq names its product iron-sulfur cluster co-chaperone protein HscB-like. The record is from RefSeq and is a predicted model, not a curated record. Gene Ontology annotation, biological process: [2Fe-2S] cluster assembly; protein complex oligomerization. Gene Ontology annotation, molecular function: protein-folding chaperone binding; ATPase activator activity. Gene Ontology annotation, cellular component: mitochondrion. The transcript is spliced from 2 exons. Bases 9 to 848 code for a protein of 279 amino acids. NCBI's taxonomy places the organism in Eukaryota, Metazoa, Mollusca, Bivalvia, Ostreida, Ostreidae.